Xenopus tropicalis (tropical clawed frog) is the source of this 6675-nucleotide messenger RNA. RefSeq names its product signal induced proliferation associated 1 like 3 (gene sipa1l3). Bases 678 to 5750 code for a protein of 1690 amino acids. The transcript has 23 exons. The record is from RefSeq and is a predicted model, not a curated record. Gene Ontology annotation, biological process: regulation of small GTPase mediated signal transduction. Lineage: Eukaryota; Metazoa; Chordata; Amphibia; Anura; Pipidae. Gene Ontology annotation, molecular function: GTPase activator activity.
GCGUUACGUGUAGUUGCUACUGCACUCUCGUACCCUGCACUCUCGCGUGAUGAGACUUGUAGCGCUCGGUUUUCUGUAAGACAGGAGGGAAGGAGGCUGGAGUUAACAGUCUUUUCGGAGGGGUAAGUAGCGAUCCGGGACUUCGGGCUGUGUCUGUGAAAUCAGAAACGUUGAGCUGUGAAGCGAACUGUGCGGGACUCUUGGGCAGUAUGAAAUCGGUGUAGGAAUCUAGCAAUCGCUAUCCCUUACGAAGUCUGCGGCUCACUGACAGCGAGGGGACCGGCAAUCCAACAGUAAGUGGCUUCUGUGAAACAAGACUGAUGUCAACUUGCACUUGUGCUUGGAUUACAUCAUUGUGCUGGAAGCAGGCAUGGCACUAGAGCUGCGGCAUGCUGGGAAUUCUACAGUCACUGAUUGGCAGAAGAGAAGUCUCCAGAUUUAGCAGGUAGAGCUGGACAACAAUUGCCUGUGAAAAAAUCCUGCUGGAAUCAACUUCUGUUUUCCUGUUUAAUAAGGACCAGAGAACUGAGCCAAUAUUAACUAUAAUCAAGUCUUAAUUUUCAUCUUGGGAAUCUUAAUACCGCUUCUAAUUUGUCAAAAAUGGUUGAUUGUUGUAGGUUGAGAAAAAGCUGUGAAACGCUUUUUUCCUUUGUGGAUGUUUACAUCUGUAUUGGAGCAUGACAAGUUUCAGAUCUUACCAGAAUGAUGGUGUGGAGGCCGGGGGAGUGUCAAUGAAAGGGAAUGAUUUACGAGCUGUGGAAUAUUACCCUCAUGGAUACUGGAUGCAAAGCAGCAAUGGUGUCCAGCUUCCUUCCUCUGGGGAUGCUUCAAGGACUAAUGCCAUCACCCCAGCAAUGCCAAAGAUGGGGGUCCGUGCCCGGAUUGCAGAUUGGCCUCCAAAGAAAGAAGCUGUAAGAGAGACUUUAACUCCAAGCCAUUCACAGGAUAUGGAAGGACUGAAUGAAGGGUUUCAAAAUGGACAGAAUUUUCAAAGUACUCGGGGUUCCCCCGCAUUUAGGGGCAUUCAUAGGUUAUCUAGAAAAAGAUCAAACGAUGUUGAGUUUCAGGAUGGUUGGCCAAGGUCUCCUGGAAGACUGUUUCUUCCACUUCGAAACAGAAGCAACAGUGAAAUCACCCUUAGUGAGUGCGAUAUGGAUGAGGCAGUAGAAUCGAGAGGUACAAAGUUCACUAAUGGCAUGCCUCUUUUUAGAGAAUAUGGUAGCACUUCAUCAAUCAAUGUACAAGGUAUCUCAGAACAGAGUUUUUUUGAUAUGCUAAAAGACUUCAAAAAUGAAAAACCUGGCCAGAGUGGUAAGUCACCAGACCAAGGAAAUAGUCUGCUCAGAGAGGACUCCAGUAUGGCUUCUAGUCUACAUCUGGUAGGGAGCUCUAUAACAGACCUGAGGAAUGGUCAGUUUCAGAAAGAUGAUCCUGGCCUUAAAGACAAAGAAAAGUUGCGCAAAAAGAACACCAAGGGAGAUUCUAGUGAUUCAUCAUUAUUUCGAAAGCUACGAAACAAUAAGAAUGAAAGUGAACCAGGCAGAUCUUUUAAUGAGCAGGAUGAAAGCAUCAAGCCCUGGUUAUGCCCAAAAACAUUUGCACAUUAUGAUGUACAGAGCAUGCUUUUUAAUCUCAAUGAAAUUGCAGCUAACAGAACCUAUGUUGCCCAAAGGCGUAACACUACAACAGGGGCUUCUGCUGCAUCUGCUGUGUCGUUGGCGGUGUCAAGGGCAUAUGGUCUAGGAAAUAUUGACCCAAGUUUCACCAGUACAGAAGACCUAAACUUUAAGGAGAACCUUGAACAGGACAUGGGAGACAACAAUAGCAAUGAACUACUCCUUAACUGCCCUCAUUUUAGAAAUGAGACAGGUGGAUUAAGUGAACGUAAUGUGAGUUUCUCUAAAGCAUCUCUUGGUACCCCUUGUGGCAGUGAGGGAGGAUUCCUGGAGCCCUCAUUAACCAUGUACUGUACAAAUGCUAGUAUCUCUGUGCUGGAAGUGCCCAAGGAAAAGCAGAAAAGCCAAGGACGAUUAAAACAUUAUAGCAUUGAACAUGUAGAUUUAGGAGCACAAUAUUAUCAGGAGUAUUUUCAUGGCAAAGAGCACUGUAACUACUUUGGUGUGGAUGAUAAGCUAGGUCCUGUUGCUGUCAGCCUAAAAAGGGAGAAACUGGAAGACAGUAAGGAAUUUGGACUACAGUACCAUUACCGGAUCAUCUUCAGGACCAGUGAGCUGGUCACUCUGAGGGGUAUGAUCCAGGAGGAUGCAGUGCCAUCAGUAGCCAAACAUGGAACUGUGAGGGGGCUACCACUGAAAGAUGUUCUGGAGGCUGUAAUUCUUGAACUUAACACCCAGUGCCUGCGGCUGGCAAUGAAUUCAUCUAAAGUCACUGAGCAACUCCUGAAACUGGAUGAACAGGGGCUUUGCAGAAAACACAAAGUUGGAAUACUGUAUUGUAAGGCCGGUCAGAGCUCAGAAGAAGAGAUGUACAACAAUGAGUAUGCAGGACCAGCGUUCGAAGAAUUUAUGUCUUUACUUGGAGAAAAAGUCUGCCUUAGAGGCUUCAGCAAGUAUUCAGCCCAGCUGGACACUAAAACGGAUUCUACUGGCACACAUUCUUUGUACACCAGCUACCAGGACUACGAGAUAAUGUUCCACGUAUCCACUCUACUUCCCUAUACUCCAAAUAAUCGACAACAGCUCCUCCGAAAACGGCACAUAGGAAACGACAUUGUGACUGUCAUCUUCCAGGAACCCGGUGCUCUUCCUUUUACACCUCAAAAUAUACGAUCUCAUUUCCAGCAUGUAUUUAUUAUUGUUAGAGUCUUUGAGCCCUGCACCGAGAACGUCUGUUAUAGUGUGGCUGUAACCAGGUCAAAAGAUGUCCCACCAUUUGGGCCACCUGUACCCAGUGGAGUCCCUUUCCGCAAGUCUGAUGUCUUUCGGGACUUUCUUUUAGCCAAGGUUAUCAAUGCUGAGAAUGCGGCCCACAAGUCAGACAAAUUCCACACCAUGGCUACCCGCACCCGGCAAGAAUACAUCAAGGACCUUGCUGAGAAUUAUAUCACUAAUACACCUAUUGACACAUCAGGCAAAUUCAACCUCAUUUCAUUGACAUCAAAGAAGAAAGAGAGGACCAGACCACGUAUAGGGAGUGAGAUGCAGAGUGCUGGGGCAUUGUCCUGGAGAGUCGUAGCUCAAGAUUUCUCUCGGGGUGCAGAAACAGAGUGUGCAUUAGGAAUCUCAAAUGAGUUUAUGGUUCUUAUUGAAACUGCUACUAAAGAGGUGGUCUUUAACUGUUACUGUGCUGAUGUGAUCGGCUGGACUCCGGAACCAUUAUCCCUGAAAAUAUUUUAUGGCAGAGGGGAUCAUAUAUUAAUACGAACAUUGGAUGGUAAUGGUGAAGACAUAAAGGAAAUCGUGCAGAGGCUCAAGAUAAUGACCACAGGAUGUGAGACAGUGGACAUGACACUGCGCAGGAAUGGCCUUGGUCAGCUUGGUUUCCAUGUUAAGUAUGAUGGGACGGUUGCUGAAGUAGAAGAGUAUGGAUUUGCUUGGCAAGCUGGCCUGCGUCAGGGCAGUCGUUUGGUGGAGAUAUGCAAAGUGGCAGUUGUGACACUCACACAUGACCAGAUGAUUGAUCUUUUGCGUACUUCAGUCACUGUCAAAGUGGUUAUUAUCCCUCCCCAUGAGGAUGGGGUGCCACGAAGAGGAUUGUUUGAAGCUUAUGAACUAAGCUCUGUAGAACACAAGGAAAUGGAGAAUUCCACCUCUGGAACUCGCCCACCCUUCCGCAGCAAUACAGCAUGGCAGUGGAGCGGCUCUGCCACCCACCAUGGAGCCAGCCCUUCCCAGAAAUGGGUGACUCCUGGCCAUGCACUAUCUCUGAAUAGACUGCCCAAGCAAGCAACAUCAGUGUCUUCCCGGGAUCCACAGUCUCUUCAUGGGAGCAGAAGGCCGGUGAGUUUCCCUGAAACGCCGUACAUUGCUACAUCACCUACUGCUGUGGAUAAAGGACAACCUCAUAGACAAACAUCUGGAAGUUUCUCCACCCCAAACUCAGGAGGAGCAACCUACAGCCGAUACAAGGCAACUCCAGAUAGUAGAACUGGAACACCUCAGCGCUCCAUGCUGCAGUUGGAACCGUAUUACAUACAAGAAGGGAUAUCGAGUCCUGAUAAAUAUCCAGCAGCUAUCGGCACUCAGGAGAUAACCUCAGAACGACAUAAAUCAGAACCGAUGUGGCACAUUCCAGCCCAGAAUCGUGCAGGCACAGGGCUAAACAAGAGGCCCAGCAGGCAGGAGAUACCAGGGAAGAAUUCUCCUCACCGCCAUUCACGUGGUGAGCCACAGUACUCUAGCCACUCCAGCAGCAACACACUAUCCAGCACUGCCUCCAGCAACCAGAGUGAUGAGCGCUGGUUCGACACCCCGGAACAACCGGAUUUAGACCUUGAGCCUCUUUCCAAAGGCACUUCCAACGACAGUGGCAUCGACACCACUAUCCCUAAUUUUCCCCACACCAAACCUGCGCGGCUUACCCCACGCCGGGAAAAGCCACAGAAACCAGUGGCCUGCUCCACUUAUCCAGGCAUGCACGACAGCAGCUCCAGGGAAAAAAGGAAGGAGUCCAUGUCCUCCAACAAGGGUUACAGACCCAAACUGUACUCGCCUGGGAACACUGGAGGAAAUGUAUUUAACCAAACCAGGACAAGCUUUUUUAAGUCCCCUGAAACUCCCAACCCUCCCCACAUGACACAGUCCAGCUCAUUCCAGUUGUCCAGCUCUGUUCCCAAAUCAUUCUUUUCCCGACAGAAUGUGAGAAACCAGAUCCCAGCUGGGUGGAAGAAGCCAGAGGAGGCUCCAUCAACACAAGCUACAUUCACAGACCCAAAGAAGCAAGUAGAUGUGAACACAAAGAAUGUGUUUGGUCAGCCUAGGCUACGAGCCUCACUCCGAGACUUACGAUCACCUCGCAAAAACUACAAGUCUACUAUCGAGGAUGACUUGAAAAGGCUUAUUAUAAUGGAUAAUUUUGGAUCAGACCAGGAGCAGGAAUGCAUGUCUCCUCAAAAGACCUUGCAGAGAACACUUUCAGAUGAGAGUCUCUGCAGCGGCCGCAGGGACCCAGGGUUUGCCUGCUCUCCUGGACUGGAUUGCUCUUUAGGGGGUGAUGCUUUGUUCACCAGCUCCUACCCAUCCAACACAAUGCCUGUCCGCCGGCAGCACACGCCCAGCCUAUCAGAGAAAAGUGCUAAUAUCUCCUCCUCAGAGCUGUCUCUCAAUGAGAUGCGUGACUCAAACACACCGCAUAUGGACCCAGGCAUGAUGCCACUCCCAGACACUGCUUCUGGGCUAGAGUGGUCAAGCUUAGUCAGUGCUGCCAAGGCUUAUGAAGUGCAAAGAGCUGCUUCACUUUUUUCUCUGAACGAAGUUGCUGAGCUCCGUCCUGCACAAAGUGGUGGCACCACUCACCUGAGCCUAGAACGACAACACACUCCGCGAAGCACCCCUACAUCCAGUGGUGAGUUGACCCCAGACCUGACUGGGAAGGUGUUGCAGUUGGAAGUUUUGCUGAAGCAGCUUCAUACAGAUCUACAGAAGGAAAAGUUGGACAAAGAAGCCUUAGCAGCUGAAGUGGCCUGUCUGCGGCAGAACAACCAGCGACUUCAGGAAGAGUCCACUAAUGCCAGUGAGCAACUGCGAAAGUUUGCAGAGAUCAUCUCCAACACAGUCGAGAAAAAGGACUAAGACCUCAUUCUGGUUAUUAGCUAUCAGCUUCCACUUCCUUUGUAAAGACUACUGCAUUCCUCAGCCAUUUUGUACUUGUGUGGACAGAACAAUGGUACCUGACUCUUAAUUGGAGGCUCCUUAACCCUCAUACAGUUGUGACUUUUAUAAUGUUCAUGUACUUAAGCUGUUCAGAAACUACAUUUUUUUUUUUAUUUAUCAUGGAACCAUUAUUGUGAGAAUUUUUCGUCAGCAUAAUUGUUGUUUCUACAUGUACAGAACCAGUUUGCCAUUUUUAGAUUUGUAUCCAAAUCCCCGGACCUUUAUUACCUUUUUUUUUUCCACUUUACCAAGAGUUAUGCAAGAAAAGACAACUCCCAACUGAAAGGGACACAAAGUUCAUAUGGUGCAGCAAUGCAUCUAGCUGGAAAAUAAUGUUAUAUAUCUAAAUAUAUAUAUAUAUAUUUAAUUUGUACAGGAAAAAUUAUAUUUAGGGAUUUGGGAUUGAAAUUAAUCAUUUGAAAUUGUGAAAAUCUUUCAUACAAAUUUAUUUUAUUACAACACUACUGGACACUGGGAAUGGCAAGGUUUCUGCAGUAAUCCUGAUGUAUAUUUUGUUAAUAUAAUGUAUUAAUAAGGAUGCAUUUUGUUAGUGAAAAUCAGAUUUUGAGAGUUGUCUGAAGCGAAUGUGGUAAUUUCUUAAUAUUGCAGAACUAUAAAAACAUUUGCAAAAAAAAUGCUGUUUACACCAUAUAUGUGUUACAUGGGAAGAACUACAAUUCUGUACUUUACUAAUAGCAUUUCAAAGAUUCUCUCCAUCAGGGGGCAGUAUAUAAAGUUCCAUCACAUCUACUGUAUAACAUGCACUUUCCUUCCAUUCCAAACUGUAGGAAAAUGUGCCUAAAAGCAAAUUAGGCUUAAUAAACUUAAAGUCCUUUAUUUCUAA